AUGAUCGUCACUGGUCCUUUUGCUACCAUGAGACUUGUGGACCCUGGAACUUUGGUUUCGGGAGCAUGGUGCACGAUCCACGGGUCCGCGGGUCUGGAAAAUCCACCCGAAAUGCACUAUGCACUACUACCAUGGAAGAUCCAAAAGGGUCCCAGCAUUCCUGAGCAGAGCCUGGCCAGUUGGGAUCACUGCCGCGUGUUGUCUCGGUAUGUCUGGGCGUCUGCUGGGCCGUGGAAGGCGUACCUCGUCACCGUGCUCCGCUAUUGUCGUGUCCGAGCCGAGUUCAUCGACGGCUACAGGAUGUCUUAA
Molecule: messenger RNA, 309 nt
Organism: Penicillium maclennaniae
Lineage: Eukaryota; Fungi; Ascomycota; Eurotiomycetes; Eurotiales; Aspergillaceae
Exons: 1
Coding region: 1-309 (102 amino acids)
Source: RefSeq, a predicted model, not a curated record